AUGAACUUUUUCGGCUUCAGACAGCCUUCUCGCGGCGGCUGGCAACGGGUUGGUCUGGCGUCGGCCUUCCCCGACAUAAGCGCCGAUGAAUCUCUCAUCACACCGAGCUGCAAAGCCUUCACAAUCCCCAAGACCAACGGGCCGGAAGCCCCGGUCGAAGCAGACAUUGACCAACCGGGGGAGUUGAAAGACCAGGUCCUCGUGUUCAAAUACAAGGGGAAGAUCCACGCCAUUGACCAUCAAUGUCCUCACUCGGCCUUCCCCCUGUCCCGGGGCAGUCUCUUCGACAUUGAAGACUUUGGCAUCACGCUCAGCGCCGGCGUCACGUGUCCCAAGCACGACUGGUCCUUUGACAUCCACUCGGGCCAGGGCGACCGAGGCAACUACAAGCUCAAGGUCUGGGAGGUGCAGCUGCGGGACACGACGACGGAUUCCGAGCCCGACCAGGAGAUCUGGGUGAGACGCAAGCAGCGAAUCGGUUGA
Aspergillus wentii DTO 134E9 is the source of this 483-nucleotide messenger RNA. Its product is annotated as Rieske (2Fe-2S) protein. The record is from RefSeq and is a predicted model, not a curated record. Gene Ontology annotation, molecular function: 2 iron, 2 sulfur cluster binding. Bases 1 to 483 code for a protein of 160 amino acids. The transcript is spliced from 2 exons. Lineage: Eukaryota; Fungi; Ascomycota; Eurotiomycetes; Eurotiales; Aspergillaceae.